AUGGUUGAAAAAGACGAUAUACAUUCGCUCCUGCAGACAGGAUCGUGGAGGACAUCCCGCUCGAAGAGCCCAACUCCUUAUGAUUCACACCGUCGCGCCUACGAACCGCCCAAGUCGAAUAUCGGUGUUCCCAGGUCGGCAGAGCCCCAACCGUACGACAAACGACCGCCGCGCCCCAGUGUGGAGGAUGAAGAAGAGUCAUUGGCACGAGAGCACGUGGGGUCCAUAGUCUCGAUCACGUCCGAUGAGGAGCCCAAGUACCGCGGCGACAUCGAUCAGCAACCCAUUCUCCUAGAAGUCCAUGAGCAUAACCCUGAGCGCAGAUUCGUGAUUGUCCCGAACGCUGGGAAUGGGGACGCUCCGAAUACAAACCUGCCUGAGCACUCGGCUCCCAAGGAGCAGUAUGAGGCCAACACUUGCAGAAAGUAUGUUCUCGUCACGCCGGGGAAGACGGAAGAUGAGGGCAUUGAGGACAAGGAGGCCCCGGAACAUGCCAGGGACGAAAAGAAAAGGGCCGAUCUUCCGAAGCGAAAGAGCCACCAGGAUCUGCCACGCCUCAGUACUCAAUUUGAGCAGCCUGAGCCCUCGAUCCGCCGGUCUGGUAGUCGAAGGGUCCGGGAAGAUGUGGUCGUGGAUCAAGAGUCCCAAAAUCGUCCUAAACCUCGCGAUACUGGCACCACACGCAACCCCGACGACGCUUUUCUCUCUCCCGCCACGGUUAGGCAAACCGCAGGGAAACGAGAUCGAGCAUAUUGGGACUUCAGCAAGGAGACGAGUGGAAACUCUAACCGCAGUUCCUCGUCUAGGGCGGCUGCCGGGGUAGAAGCGCCCGAGAGGAAGCGUCCUUCUCAUUCGGCAUCUGGUCUUUCGUCGAACCCGACGGUGCAUAAGCGUGCAUCCUCCACGACUAACAUGCCGGUCCGGGAUGGGCCGCCUCCGGAAAGGCCAAGGUCCUUUAUUCAGCCCUGCGGCUACGGCGAUCCUGACGAGAUUUUCGCUUUCAUGGCCCCUGGCGAUGACUUCAUUGCCGGAAGACCUAGCAGGGAUGAAUCUCCUCGCAGGACUCGAAACGGUGACUCGCCGCCCUAUCCGCGUGGCGCAAGAGAGAUGCCUGGCCGGUCACCUAAUCGUAGACACAAACCCCGGUCCGGAGCCCGAGAGAGGGAUGGAUACUCGAGCGACGAGGGUUACAGGGAGAGACGCCCUAACCGUGCUGAACACGCGUAUCCUGCGCGCUCAGUCGUGGAGUCCGAAUAUCCAUCUCUGACGCAGGCUGAUCAAGCGCGGCAACCUCCCUCCAAACUCGAACCUCCAUUUCCUUCUCUGGGCCCUGCUCAUUCCGGUCAAGCCGGAGACAACUCGCUCGUGCCAAGUCCCCGGAGCGCGACAUUUCCUACCGACAAGAGUAGGCGACAGGAUGAGCGCUCACUGUCGCGGUCUCCUCCAACCAGCACAUCGCCAACGCGGCGACCCCCUCGAGGCAGUAGAGAACCCCAGUAUAACCUUCGCUCUCGAGGCGAUAGCGUCAGUACAGUUUCGAACGGGUCUGUCUCACUUCCGCCUUCGGUGCCGGGCUCGCUUAGCAGAACUAGUGCUGCCGAGAGGAAACCGUUGGCUGGGCCCGCAGCGUCCCUUGUGCGGCAUCAAUCUUCAGAACUGAAAUCCCCAGCACCCUACUGGCAGACCAGCCGCACGGAGGAAAGGAGCGAUACAGAACAGCGCACCACCGCAUCAAUCGCCCGAUACCCGGAAGAAGCUUUGAAGGGAGCUUUUCCGCAGCUUCCAGAUUGCCGGUGGAGGCGGCCUACUCCUGCGCGGAAUGUAACUAGCAGCGACAAGUUCCGAACCUUGAAACGGGCCGAAAAUUUUACCAUCUGUCCCGACUGUUACGAGGCGGUGUUUGCAAACACUGAUUUCAGGCAUCAGUUUGGUCCGAGUCCUGCCCGCCCCAGCGAUCAGUUGAUCUCGUGCGAUUUUGGUUCUUCCCAUUGGUAUAGGAUUGCCUUUCUCAUGACGCUCAAGCACGGGUAUCCAGACCUGCGGCUGCUGCAGGGUGUAGCCUCGGUUGACGCACGUUGUCAGCCAUGCGGAGGAAAUCAAGUCGCAACACGCAUCUGGUACAGCAUGAUGGGGCCCAACUCAAGGCAUCCCAUACAUACUUUCAACGUCUGUCUGGGGUGCGCCAAGACGGUCGAGGCUCUGUUGCCCAACCUUGCCGGCGCAUUUGUGCCACUGGACUCGCACGAACCGUCGAAAGACAUCUGCGAACUCCACUUUACGCCGGAACGCAAGCGCUUCUGGGAGUAUUUUGAGCUGAUGGAGACUACGUCAGACGAGGCUCUUCGUCACAGGACUGCCCCUGACAUUGCCGAACUUGCCGACCGUAUUCGAGAGCUCUCGCUUAUUGAGGAGUGCUUGCGCAACACUCCAGUGCCAAACCGCACCUGGCACGUCAUGCAACAGAUACCCGAGUUCACGGUCUGCGAGGCGUGCUUUGAUGCUGUGGUCUGGCCCAUAAUUGAAAACGAAGACAGCGACGUUCCGCGGAAUUUCUACAAGGGCCGGCAGCCGAGACCGCUUGCUGCGUGUCAGCUGUACAGCAAGCGCAUGCGUGAAGUCUUUCGGCUGGCGAGUCAAUAUAAUGACUUCAACUACCUUGCGUCCCAUGUGCGGGAGCGGCUUAGGGCGCUUGCAGAGAUCAAGGCGAGGUAUAACGAGCUGCUGCGAGAGGACCAAGAGGACCCAGAUGUGCAGGAGGAACUCGCAGUCUUGGCCGCGAGGUUCAAGGAGGUCGAAUGA
Molecule: messenger RNA, 2799 nt
Organism: Canariomyces notabilis
Lineage: Eukaryota; Fungi; Ascomycota; Sordariomycetes; Sordariales; Chaetomiaceae
Exons: 2
Coding region: 1-2799 (932 amino acids)
Source: RefSeq, a predicted model, not a curated record